GAACCCGCGCGUGUCACCGAGAAGACGGCCGCACCAGUAAACAGCUCUGAACGAAUACCAGCAUUUCGUUCGGUUUCGGUCCCUGGGAUCGUUUUUUUCCCCCUUCCGGACCGGAGCUGUCCGCGGUGCUGAAUCAUGAACCAAAGCGCGGGAGCAGCGCAGCACAGCCGGCGGUACUCCAGCGACGAAAAGGACAUUGGACCCGUAGGACCCAUCGGAGGAGACAGAAACUGGAAGGGCAUCGGCAUCUCCCUGCUGGUUAUUUUUUCAGUGCUGUCUCUCAUUGGUCUGUCCAUCGUUCUGCUGUCAAGGGCUGACGGUGGUAAACCUUAUGGUUCCCAGUUGACACUGGAUGACCUCUUUCAAAGAAACUUUCAAAUACAUGAUCCUGAAGCAAAGUGGAUCAGUGAGGAGGAGAUCAUCUUUCGGAGCUGGGAUGGAGACAUUCUGAAACUCAGCACGCGCCGCAACGACACGGAGCUGCUGCUGAAGAACACAACAUUUUCAACUUUUAAGGCGUCAAAGUUUUCCAUUUCUCAAGAUCUGAACUACAUUCUUCUGGCAUAUGAUGUCAAGCAGAUCUUCCAGCACUCUUUCUUGGCCUCCUACCUGAUCUACAACCUGUAUACAAGAGAGGUGCGGGAGCUGAACCCUCCAGAAGUGUCGGAUUCAGUCCUCCAGUUUGCCUCGUGGGGCAUUCAUGGUCAGCAGCUGAUAUAUAUAUUUGAAAACAACAUUUACUACCAAGCGAAUGUUCAGAGCAGCUCGUGGAGGCUCACGUCUUCCGGUCAGGAGGGCAUUAUCUUCAAUGGCAUCACAGACUGGCUGUAUGAGGAGGAGGUGUUGCACACACAGGUGGCCCACUGGUGGUCACCUGACAGUUCCAGACUGGCCUACCUGAGCAUCAACGACUCCCUGGUUCCCAACAUGCUCCUGCCCCGGCUCACAGGCGCUCUCUACCCCAGGGGGAAGGAGUACCCUUACCCAAAGAUGGGACAAACCAAUCCCACCGUCAGACUCUACGUCGUCACUCUGGACGGCAGCUCCUUCACAACUGAGCUAAGACCUCCGGACAGUUUUAAAAAGAGUGAGUACUACAUCACCAUGGUGAAAUGGGUGACUCGGGACAAGUUGAGCGUGCGUUGGGUGACUCGAGCUCAAAACAUGUCAAUACUUUCCCUGUGCGACGUCACAACAAGUGACUGCACCAAGAAACAUGUGCAGACAUCAGAAAAGUGGCUCAAUCGUCAGAAUGAAGAGCCGGUGUUUGCCAAGGAUUGCACAACAUUCUUCAUCACGAUGCCCUUAAAACACGGUGGUCGUGGGGCAUUCAACCAUAUCACCAUGAUCUCUAACCAAUCUGAAGGCCAGGGGUUCAACCUGCGCCACCUGACCUCAGGAAGCUGGGAGGUCUCUCAAAUUCUGGCCUAUGAUGAGAGUGAAAACUCACUUUAUUUCCUAAGUGCGGAAGAAGGCGCAACACACCGGCAGCUCUACAGAGUCUCCACACUGGAUCCGUUUCAUAAAGAAUGCCUCACCUGCUCUCUCUUCAAAUCAAAGUGCACCUACUACGACACCAUCCUCAGUCCGGACUAUCAACAUGUCCUCCUCAACUGCAGAGGUCCUGAAAUACCACAAACUACUCUGCACAGACUGAACGAUAUGAACAAGUACAAGACGGUGGAGAUGAACAUGGUAUUAAGACAUGCGCUGAUGGACAGGAAGAUUCCCAAGUGGGAAAGGAGAACUGUUCAAAUCAACAACUUUGGACUUCGUCUGGAGUUGAUUGUCCCAGUAGGUCUGGAUGAAACAAAGGAGCAUGCACUCUUACUGAUUCUCAACAGCGCCCCUGGUGGUCAGGCUGUGACCGACCGCUUCUCUCUCAACUGGGACUCGGUGCUGGUCAGCUCAGACAGCGUCAUCAUAGCUCGUCUGGAUGGCCGGGGCAGUGGCUCCCAGGGUCAGAGGAUUCUGCACGAGGUUUACCAGAGACUGGGAACUGUGGAUGUUCAGGACCAGAUCACAGCUGUAGAGCACCUGAUCAGACUACCCUACAUCGAUGGCAACAGAGUUGGAGUUUAUGGAAAGGCAUAUGGAGGAUUUAUUUCCACUCUCCUGCUCCUGUCCCACAGCUCCAUGUUCCGGUGUGGUAUUGCUGUCGCCCCUAUAACAAACUGGAGACUCCAUGGGUCGGCCUAUACUGAGAAAUUCUUUGGCUUCCCGGCGAAAGAGGAUCACAAAUACAAAAUUUCCAGUCUGCUCAGAAACAUCACAGCAUCAAAUCCUCUGAACCUACGAAUUAUCCACGGCACUGCGGAUGCCACUGUUCAUUUCCAGCAUACUGCAGAGUUGGUCAAAAUGCUGUCUGCGUCAAAUGUGAACUACACCCUUCAGAUUUUCCCAGAUGAAGGACACACUAUGGCCUCCACCAAGAGUCAACACUACAUGCUAAACUCAGUGCUCACCUUCUUCAAGCUCUGCCUUGAGGAGGAGCAGGUUGUCGCCCUGGAGAAAUCUAAAGACCACGACUAACCUGACUACGGAGCUCUUGCAGUGAGACCGUUUUCUGAC
This is a messenger RNA of Pungitius pungitius (ninespine stickleback), 2571 nucleotides long. Its product is annotated as inactive dipeptidyl peptidase 10-like. The coding region runs from base 136 to 2532 and encodes 798 amino acids. Gene Ontology annotation, molecular function: serine-type peptidase activity; potassium channel regulator activity. NCBI's taxonomy places the organism in Eukaryota, Metazoa, Chordata, Actinopteri, Perciformes, Gasterosteidae. The transcript has 26 exons. Gene Ontology annotation, biological process: regulation of potassium ion transmembrane transport; proteolysis. Gene Ontology annotation, cellular component: voltage-gated potassium channel complex; plasma membrane. The record is from RefSeq and is a predicted model, not a curated record.